Messenger RNA from Lotus japonicus, 1792 nucleotides. Its product is annotated as protein MAIN-LIKE 1-like. Gene Ontology annotation, biological process: meristem maintenance; meristem development. The record is from RefSeq and is a predicted model, not a curated record. Lineage: Eukaryota; Viridiplantae; Streptophyta; Magnoliopsida; Fabales; Fabaceae. The coding region runs from base 469 to 1776 and encodes 435 amino acids. The transcript is spliced from 3 exons.
GAAAUAACAGUAACUGAUAUCCUUGAUUGUUGGGCGGUUAUGACGGGCAAUUCAUUAGUCUUUGGAAUAUGAAUGUUCUUCAUUAAUGUGUUAUUAUGUUGGCAGAGACUAUUUGCGCCCCCUUUUUUGCUAAGUCCGCCAUCCCCAAACACGCGAAAAGACUAAAAUACCCUUCAGUAAUUUAAAUUUAAAAAAAAAAAAAAAACUACCUUAUCUCUACAAACCCUCCCCCCUCUUUCAACCGUAUACCAUCUUCCUCUCCCACCCAAUUUCAAAAGUUUCAACCCUCACAAAAUCAAGUAUCUCAAACCCACAACCAAGUCAAGAAGAGGAAGAGAAAGGAGGACAACCAGUAAGAAGAAGAAGUAAGAAGAAGAAGUUGAAGUAGAAGAGGAAGAAGGAGACCAAGUCAAGAAGGAGUAACCCACAAAAUACAACAACAACCCAUAACCCACAAGAAGAACAACAAUGCCUCCUAGGAAAACUGCCCGUGUUGUUGGUCCUUCUACUGAACCUACUGCUCCACGGGAUCGUAGCUCCACUCAUGCUUCUAACCGCAAACGGUCAGAAGAGGCUAAUAGAGGAAGGGGUAGAGGAAGGGGUCGAGGAAGGGGUAGAGGAAGGGGUAGGAAUGCUGAACAAGAGCCUGCUGUACAGGAUCAGCAGGAUGAUGAGAUUAUGGCUGAUCAGCCGGAUGAUGACACUGAGGCGGAGGAGGAGACUAGUGGUGAGGAGGAGACUAGUGGUGAGGAGGAGGCUGAGGAGGAUGUCGGUGCUGACCUCGAGGCGGAGUUUGAUGAGGAGUCUGGUGAUGAGGACGAUGAGAACAGGUUGUGGUAUGAGGGAGGUCCGUUUGACCUUUGCUUGUUGACUAAGUAUGACGAACAUAUAGCUCGUGACAUAUGGAGGUCAUACAAGCGGCCAAAUUAUGAGACUAGAGGUGUGCUCAAGACCUAUAAUCAUGGGAGGAUGUGUCAUCCUGUAGUCCAUCAUGCUCGGCACAUAAGGGGUGCGGUGCAUAAUGCAGGUUUGCGGUGGGUGAUGAAAUGCACAAGCCCGAGUGUUGACCAGAGCAUUAUUUCUGCUUUUGUUGAGCGAUGGCAUCCUGAGACGUCAUCUUUCCACUUACCCUGGGGGGAAAUGACGAUCACACUUGAAGAUGUCUCAGCAUUACUCCACUUGCCCGUAGAGGGUGAGUUCUUCUCCUUUGGUAACCCGACUAGGGAAGAGGCGGCUCCUGCGGUUGCUCAGUUACUUGAUGUGGACAUUGAGCUUGUGAUGGAGGAGUUUGAUGCUUGUAGGGGUCCAUCUCUUCGCUUUAGCUUUCUCCAAGCUAUUGUGGAGAAACACGUAGAGGCCAACAAUGAAGUUCCUGCAUGCCGAGCUUAUAUGCUGCGGUUGAUUGGCAUGACCCUUUUCUGUGACAAGAGCAACACAUAUAUUGGUGCUGUGUAUUUGUCUCUGUUUGAAGAUGUUGAGAAUGCAUCAAGGUGGAAUUGGGGAGCUGCCACUUUGGCUUACUUGUAUGGUCAGCUCGGGGAGGCCAGUAGGAAUGGUGCUAAGUCUGUUGCUGGUUAUUUAUCUCUUCUGCAGUCAUGGGUGUUUGCCCACUUCCCCGGAUCAGUGUUUGAGCGCAGGGACAACCCUGCCUACACACCAGACAGGCCUGUUGCACUAACUUGGGAGGCGCUUCGAGGGACUACUGAGGUUGCGCAGAAGAGGAUGAACCUGGAUACGUUUCCGGCCAGUUCUGUGAUUUGGAGACCUUAUGUAUAGCACUAUGAUCACUGGC